Molecule: messenger RNA, 3813 nt
Organism: Onychomys torridus (southern grasshopper mouse)
Lineage: Eukaryota; Metazoa; Chordata; Mammalia; Rodentia; Cricetidae
Gene: C11H1orf116
Product: chromosome 11 C1orf116 homolog
Exons: 4
Source: RefSeq, a predicted model, not a curated record
GCUAAAGUGUGAAAAAUGAAAAAACUGGUGCUGCUUUUAUUCCUUCCUUCUUUACCAAGGAGUCGGGUCAUCUUCCAGACAGUCCAAGAAUGCGUUUUACAACCUCAGCGUGUUAGCGCGUGCUAUAAACUGGGUCAUUAUCUGGCGUUUACUGCACAUUUUUUUUUUUUAAAGUUCAAGGCAGUCUCGGACUCUCCGCAUACGAAAACUGGAAACUGGCUAGUGUGUCUGGCUGGUAUGCCUCUUCUUCCCCGUCUCCUGCCACACCUCGGCCACAGUGAGGGCUUAAGUGUCUUCCUGUUUGGAUACCAGGAAUCGAACUGGAAUCCGGAUGACGGGAGUCAGUCCUCCCGGACACUGCCUCUACCUGAGUCAGGCAAUCGCCCUAGGCACAGCUUGCUGACCUCAUACAGUCUUUCUGGGGUGGCGGAUGGACGCUUUCAAGUUCGUCUCAUCGAGGAGUCCGGCCGUGCAGACUCGGCCUCGAUGAAUCAGUUCGGUGCGGUCUCUGACGGUGGGGCGGGUCCUGUGACCUAUGUUGGCAUCUGUUUACCUUCCCAACUACGAGUGUGCUUUUCCUGCUGCUGGAAGGUCUGCUGCUGCUGCUGUUUCAUCAUUUCCGACCUCCCUGCAAGGUGACAUUCUGCUCUGCUAGACUCGGGAUCUCCUUCCCCGCCCUCCUGCCUGGAGCAUAAAUGCUUGCGGACGCGCGGGGCGCCCCACCGCAGCGCCCCGAAAAGCUGGCCGACCUCCAGCCUUGCACUCAAGCCGCCCUUAGCGCUUUAAGAGUCCGCGCUGCAAGGAGGGCCGACGCCGGGUCCCUAACCGAGGUGUCGCGAGAAGCAGCGCCGCAGCGGCCACUUCUCGCGAUGUUUGGCGGGGCGAAGGGCGGCCAUUUUGGGGUCCCCCCCGCAGGUGGCUCCGGCGGCGUCUCCCGGGCUGCGGCUGGGACCAAAGCUGGCCCCGCAGGAGGCCGGCCGGCCGACACGAUGUGGCGGCUCCGCUGCAAGGCCAAGGGUGGCACCCACGUCCUGCAGGGGCUGUCCUGUCGGACCCGCUUACGGGAACUUCAGGGCCAAAUCGCCGCCAUCACCGGGAUCGCUCCGGGCAGUCAGCGCAUCCUCGUCGGCUACCCGCCCGAGUGCCUGGAUCUCAGCGACCGGGACACAAUGCUCGGGGACCUGCCCAUCCAUUCAGGCCCAGCUUGGGACAUUCUCCACUUCCUUCACUUCCCCUCUGGGGGUCCCUUUCACCACCCCUGCGCCUUGCUUCAGGCGAUGCCCAAGAGGGAGCUUUGACCAGCAGGGCCUUGCUCAGAACCCGGGACCCACAUCGGCCGCUGUGACAGCAUGAUGAGCGCCACCUCCACCCACUCUGGAUCUAGUGACAACAGCUACGACUUCCUGUCUGCCGAAGAGAAGGAGUGUCUGCUCUUCCUGGAGAAGACCAUUGGCUCCCUGGAGGCUGAGGCUGACAGUGGACUCUCCACGGACGAGUCAGAGCCAGCCACCAGUCCUGGAAGUUUCCGAGCACUACCCAUCACCCAGCAGGCUCCCCAGGGAAACCCAGAGGUGAGAGACAGUCAGCAGGCGCCCACACCAAAGAGAGUGGCCCACUCCUCCGGUCCUCCUGAGUCUCACGGUCUGGGCCUCCGGUCUGGUUCCUACAGCCUUCCUAGAAACCUUCACUUUGGCAGAAGCCAGAACCUCAGGGAAAGCACCACCCAGACGAACAGCCAGGAAACAUCUGAGGUGUUAGCAGAGGCUGAGAAAGGGCAGACCAGCCAGAGCACUAAGCCCAUCCAGCCCAUCCAGCUGCUAGCCCCAUCCCAGCAGACUGCCCUUGACCUGAACACAGUUCUCAUUCCCCCACCGGAGGCUUUUCAAGACGUUAGGCCAAGACAAAGUGGAGAAGAGAGCCCACCUGGAGAGCUAGGAGAGAAGAGACACACACCACAGGCUGGUACUCUGGUCAGCUCCCCGAAGAAAGAGGAAAUAUCUUCAGAAACUAUGUCCCAUAAAGCCACUGAGAAAGGCCAGACAGAAAGCCCACAACAGCCACAGCUGCCUCCUGCCCAGUCAUCUCAGAACACAAGAGCUGAAGAGGCUCCCCUGCCAUCAGAGGUCAAGCCAAAUACCCAACAGGCUCCCCUCACAGCCCCCAAGCCACGCAGGCUGCCUCCUAAUAUCGUAUUGAAGAGCAGCCGAAGCAGUUUCCACAGCCACCCCCAGAACUGGCUGUCAAAUCACACCGAGGCUGCAGACUCUGCCCCUGUCCCUUCUUCCCUGCAGGAACAAAAGAAAGCCCGCAAAGAGGCUCUGGAAAAGCUCGGGCUGCCCCAGGACCAAGAUGAUCCCAGCCUACUUGUAAAACAUACAAGUACCCUCAAAGUCAGGGAGGCUCAGGCUCAGAGCCCUUCCCGGGCCCAGGCCAUGGUUCAGCAAGCACCUCCAACCAUGGUCCCAGGGGCUGCUUCUGCUGCAGGGAAAACUUCCCCAGGGAAGGCUGUCACUCCAAUGGCCUCUUCGGGCAAGAGGAUUCCUGCGCAGGAAACCCCUCCAGGGAAGGUCACAGCUGCCAAGUCUCUGCCCAUUCCUAUCCCAAAGGCCUCAAAGGAAAACAGUUCCCUGACAAGGCCCAGUCCUGAUCCACGGCUGACCCUCCAGGAAAGUAGCAUCCCUGGCCUGAGGCAGAUAAACUUCAAGUCCAAUACCCUGGAGCGUUCAGGUGUGGGGUUGAGCAGCUAUCUCUCAGCAGCAGAGAAAGACCCCAAACGCCAAACCAGUACAUCGCUGGGAAAGAGCCCCAUCUUGGGCAAGGCCUCACCCAGCGUCUUGCGUAACUCCCGGCCCCGGCCUGCCUCCUUGGGCAUGGGAAAGGACUUUGCAGAAAUCCAGGGGCCCAAAUUGGUUGGCCUGGAGCAGGGCCAGCGCUCCCAGCAGCUCUCCUUCAAAGGACAGAGCCAGGACAAGCUUCCUCGACCCCCCUGUGUCAGUGUCAGGAUAUCCCCAAAGGGCAUCCCUGAUGGGCACAGGAGGGAGGCGCUAAAGAAGCUGGGACUGCUGAAGGAGUAGCUAGGCCAUGGCAUAGCCAGCACCAACCCACCAGAAGAGACUGGCUCUACCGAGAGCCUUUCGGCCUCACAGCUCAGGGCUGCCAUCUUCCUUGUGGAGAAGGAAGAGGUUUGAGUCCAAGCAUAUGUUUGUACUCAGAGCAGCUGUGCUGUUCAGUACUUACACAGAUCUAAAGACGAGUCUCACAGGACGGGGAGGGAGAAGGAGAGAGAAGCCUUACAUAUCACUGCCACUGUUUAUGUAACUCAAGAGUCACUGUUCAAAACUCUGUUCUUGGUUGAGAUUCUACAGGCAUAAAGUUCGGCGUGUCCCAGAACUGAGUGGAAUAGAGUCCAGGGAGAAGUGGACAAGUUGAGUGAGACAAAGGAGAUGGAAUGCUUAAAAGAUGACUUACAUUGCACAUGUGACUACGGUCACAUGAGCUGUGGGAUGAGUUUCUGCAGUGGAUGGAGACUGCCUCAUAUAUGCCAUGCCUCUCUCUCAGGGUCUUCUGGAAAUGGCCUGAGGCCAAGGGGAGCUGGUUCAGUAUCUCUUUACCCACUGCCUUUCCCUGUCGCUUCUUGCAGGGUGGGACAUAUCCGUGUCUCUAGAUCUCAUAGCUCACUGACAGCAGGAGGCACUCCCAGGUCUGAGAAAGCUGGGUAAAUGGCACACACUCCUCCAUUUCUACCUGGAAGAAUCCAUGUCAUGGGCUUGAAGAAUAUAAUAAUAAACUGUGCCAUGGCCUGUGGCUCUGGAG